AUGGGCGUCCUAACUCUUGUCCUUCUGGCGUCCGCCCUCCUCUCCGCGCACGCCGCGGAGAUGAAAACCCGCGAUGACCUAACCGGUGCCGGAGGUACCAACAAGCAAUUCAUCAACAACUACGACACCGUCACUCCUGCCGCUGUUAUCACCCCCCGCCCCAGGGACCCCGAGCCUGUUGCCGAGCCUGUUCCCGAGCCUGUGACUCCCGAGCCUGCGACUCCCAAGCCGGCUACUCCCAUCAACUCCGUCACCACUCCGAACCCCGUGUCGGCCUCUCAGGACGUCUUCACUGACGAUCCUUUUGGUAGCUCGAAACCGGCGCCCGUCGCCAACUCGGGUCCGUCGUUCGACCCCAACGACCCUCUGGGCGGCAGGGACCCUCUCGCGGGCGAUGACUCCAAGACCGGCAUGCAGACGACAAGCGCGACCGACUCUAGCGCGUAUGACGGCACAGCGCAGCCCAACCAGGUGAAUCAGGUGCCCCCGACUGUUCCCGAUGUUCCCGACAACGACACUGGCGUCGCGCAAUCGUCCACCUGCGACCCGUCCGACUUGGAUGGUUACACGUCAUCGUACCAGAUCACCAAGUACGGCCACGUGCUGCACUGGGCCGUGGUCUCUCCAACGGUCGUCAAAAUCGCCUUCGAGGCUAAGCGCGGCAGCGGCGCGGCGUUGGGAUGGGUCUCCGUGGGUUUCUCUAAGGACGGCAAGAUGUCGCCCGCUGACGCCAUUAUCGGUAACCAGCCAGACACGCCCAUUGCAGCCUACUCGAUGACGGGUUACGAUGCGGGGUCCAUCACGGUCAAUAAGAACCUGUGGAUCGGCGACGAUGCGAGCCUCGUGACCAAGACCAACGGCAGCCUCAUUAUGCAGUUCCAGAGAACCAUCACGGACGGCGUUGCGCCCAUCUCCACGACUUCACCCGUCACCGUCAUCUGGGCCUUCUCCGCCGACAACACCAAGCCGCUCUCCUACCACGGCGAGAAGCGACGCGGCUCUUUCCAGGUUGACUUUUCAUGCAAUGGCGGCAGCGGCGUGGCGACGCAGCCGACGGCGCCGGUGCCCGUGCCGGUCCAGGGCACGGAGGUGACGGUGGGGUCGGCGUGCGAUGCGUCGACGCUCGGCCAGUACGACCACCAAGCUGAUCUCUACAACGGAAAGAUUCUGCUGCACUGGAAGGUUCUGCCGGGUCCCGUCUUCAAGAUGGCACUCGAGGCGAAGCGCCUCAGCGGCGCAGAGAACAGCUGGAUUUCCGUCGGCUGGUCGAACAACGGGGCCAUGGCGCCUGCCGACGCAGUCGUUGGUAACAUGCCUGGGAUCAAGGCGUACCGACUUGAUGGUUACAAGAUGGCAGAGCUCGUCAACGACACGUUUUCGCUCGGGCCGAACCCGUCGGUCACCACCUCGGCUACUGGGUCCACAGUUGUGAAGUUUUCCCGUACCAACGGGGAUGGCGGUUCGGUUCCGAUCAACCUGAGUGGCGAGACGUACGUCAUCUGGGCCUUCUCCCGCGGCAUGCUCGAGACGUUCGGUUACCACGAAUACAACAGGGGUCUCGCCACGGUUGAUUUCCUCUGCAACAAAGCUCCCGCCAGCCUGAUGGGACCUGCCGACAAUGUGGCGACUAUCCCGGGUGCUAAAGUGGACAAGGAUCCUUACGCGGGCCUGACCCCUGCCGAGCGGGCGGACAAGGAGGCCCGCAGGGAGCGCCGCACAGCGCGCCGAGCACAGCGCGGAGCUAUUUUCCGUUCAUGGGCUGAUGCUGCCCCCCCAUCGCUUAGAGUCAUGGCUGCCGCCAGAGAACACGAACCGCGUGUAUUUAACCUCAUUCGCGUCUCCAUCACGUUCCUCCUCGUCGCCGCGGUACUCGUAGGCAGCGUCGCCGCUGCGCCGGAUGCUGCGAGUUCCGCACCAUCGCCAUAUCUCCGAAAAUCCCAAGGCCUCCUCAACCGAUUCAACCUUUGGCGCAAAAAAUUCCACCUCAAGCCCUCGCAACCCACUGGCGCUGCUGCUGCUACAGGCGGAGCAGCUGUAGCGGCGGCGAAGACUGUGACGCCUGCCGCCACGGGCACGUGCCAGGCGUCGACUCUCGCGGGUUACACGAGCUCCGUGGACCUUUCGGGCAACGGGCUCAUCCUUCACUGGAAGACGUCAACGGGGUCAACGAUCGACCUGGCGCUCGAGGCCAAGUCAACGAGCGGCGCGGCGAGCGGGUGGUUCGCGGUCGCAUGGACUAACGGCGGCAUGUUCAACUCCGACGCGGUCAUCGGGAACCUCGCGACGGCCAGCGGCGUCGGCACGUACGCGAUAUCGAGCUACUCGAGUGUGGUUACCACGACGCGCUUCGCCAUCACGGGCACGAGCGUUGCUUCGUCAGGCGGAAGCACGAUCGUGAAGUUCACGCGCGGCACGGGAGACGGGCUUGUGAAGGUGAACGGGGCGGGGAGCAACAGCCUCGUGUGGGCUUACUCUUCUGGCGGCUCGAAGACUGUCGCCAACCAUGGCGGCUCGCACAGAGGAGCCAAGUCUGUUGAUUUCUCUUGCGACGGCACGGGCUCAAGCUCGGGGUCAAGCGGGUCAGGCUCGGGAUCAGGCUCGGGAUCAGGCUCGGGCACCGGAGCAGGCACGUGCACGGGUAACACGGGCGUGAGCGGCACGGCAUGCCCUGCGUCCACCCUCUGCGGCUACUCCUACCAGGCGCAGAUCAAACCUGGCGUUCUGCUGCACUGGAAGCGCGCGUCCGCCACGCAGCUGGACAUGGCGGUGGAGCUCAAGAGCAGCAGCGGCGCCAGCAACGGCUGGUUCGCCCUCGGCUGGGGAGGACGCAUGGCUCCUUCCGAUGCUGUCAUUGGCAACAGGGCCGGGGGAAUCACCAGCGCGUACCACAUCACUGGCUACAGCAUGUCCUCGUUACAAGGCGGCUCGUUUAGCAUUGGCAGCAGCGCUGGGACCGUGAAGUCUGCUACGGGCUCCACAGUUAUCCAGUUCUCGCGCACGGCCAACACGGGGUCUCAGGGCAUGAAGAUGAGCGGCGUCAGUCGGCUCGUAUGGGCGCACUCCAACUCCAACUCCAAGUCUCUUGCCUUCCACGGCGGCGCUGAUGGCUACAUGUCCGUGGACUUUUCCUGUGCCACUGCCCCAUCCUCUGGCGGCGGCGGUGGGGGCGAUGAUGAUGGUGGCGAUGGCGAUGGUGAUCACGAGGGGGGUGGUGAUUAUGAUGGUGAUGGUGACGGUGGCUUCGGCGGGGGUGGUUCCGGUGCUGGGAGCGCGCUGUUCUCGCAGUUCAUCGCUUGGCUCGGCUCGCUCUUCGGCUUCCGCAAGUAG
Molecule: messenger RNA, 3327 nt
Organism: Closterium sp. Yama58-4
Lineage: Eukaryota; Viridiplantae; Streptophyta; Zygnematophyceae; Desmidiales; Closteriaceae
Source: the annotation of a GenBank genome assembly